Messenger RNA from Caenorhabditis elegans, 499 nucleotides. RefSeq lists its product as uncharacterized. The transcript has 2 exons. The coding region runs from base 76 to 393 and encodes 105 amino acids. The record is from RefSeq and is marked reviewed. NCBI's taxonomy places the organism in Eukaryota, Metazoa, Nematoda, Chromadorea, Rhabditida, Rhabditidae.
GAUAACGGACGGUGUCCGACAAAAAGAGAAACUGCCCCUUGCCAUUCAUUCAACGUUUCUCCGAUAAUUAGAGCGAUGCGUCUGCUACUGCUUCUCUGCUUCAUGUUAUCAACUGUCUUUGCUCGCCCCUCUACAUUUGACCCUCACCCACCGGCCUUCAAUCAAUUGCUCAACCUCCUUCCACCAAAAACAACAAUUGGGCCUCCAGUCGAUUCACCUGUCACGGACUUCCUUUUAUCUGCAAAUAUCUACGUCCAAAUCAGUUUUGUCGCCGCAGUUGUCGGCGUUUGCUGCUGCUUUGCAGUUUUUGCUCGUUGCCAGACCAGGUCCGAGCCUAAAUGGUACAUAGAAGGUGUGAUCGAACGGAGCAGACACAGCGCAUGCAAUGUGUAGGAUUAAUUGUACCUGUUAUCUUAUCCCGAAUUUUCUGUAUUCCCUUUGAUUUUUUUUGUUUGGUUUUUUGUUUUCUAUUUCAUGAUAAACUUCUUUUGUCUGAAAA